GUGUAUAAGGGAUUAUGUAUGUAAUUUUAUUUUCAGCAAGUCUAUCUAACCUAGUGUCCUAAGACUUUACCAGAAUCACUAAGGUUGCUUUUUCUAAUGCAGAUUCCUAGACGCCACCUAGACUCAUUAAAUUAGACUUCAUAAUGGACAGACCCUAAGAGUCUCCAUUUUUACCUUGAUUCUUUACACCUCUAUUGCAACACAGGGCUUAGACUGAAAGCCUAGACCAGUUUCACCAAAGGAUGGGUUAAGUAGGGUGGAAAAAGGGGGUUUUGGAGUCUCCUGAUGUCGGAACUCUGUACUUAUAAAGUUGUUGGCUGGCUCAGGCAAAAGAAAUCGGGCAGCCACCUUCACACGAAUCCUGAUAUGGCACCAAGUGCAGCCUCAGAGGUCCAGCCACACAGCUCCCUCUCGGCCAUCCCAGCUCCUGAUAAAUAGGUUCCUGGGCCAGAAGUGUGUCUACUAGCUUUCCUGGCCUCAGCCCCUACACAAGUUGCAAAGGGGAGUUUCCAUUGUAGCACAGGCUCCUGGGAGCCUAUCGACUCUGUCUCUAAAUUGAGGGCUAGAGGGAAGAAAUGAGUAAAGAGCUCAUCCAUUCAACCACACUCUAUUUUUUUUUUUUCCAUAAAAGAGGUGGUGGAAAGGAGGAAGGGGUAUAUGGGAACUCUGUACUUUCUACUCAACUUUGCUGUGAACCCUUUGAAGCUGCUCUAAAAGUCUUUGCACACAUCCACACACACACACACACACACACACACACACACACACACACACUGGCUUGGUAAGCCUAGAAAUCCUAUAGGACCUUUAGUAUGUAACUAAUAACACUUCCUAUGCUCUGGCCAUUUCCUUCGACUAUUAGCAUUUUAGCCUCAACACAGUCAUGGGAUCAUCAUCUCCAGUUUCAGAGCCCUGAGGUUCAGACUCGGUGAUUUGCCCAGGGUCACCUCGCUAAUGAGUGAGUAGCCCUGCCCGAAGUCACACACACAUACUCUGACCUCAUGCCCCUGGCUCCCCUCCACCACUGCUGCCUCUCGCUUUACUGGUACUUUAUCUCCGAGGCAAGGGAGCUCUCAGAGGGCCACGUGCUGGCCCAACCUAAAAAUAGCUCCCAUUUAUCAAGCACUUCGCUCUACUCUGCUAAGCACUUUGCACAGAUUACCUCUUCUAAUCCUCACAACCACCCUAUGGGCAUUACCGUCUCCAUUUUACAGAUGAGGAAACAGACCUGAGAGAGACUGUGAUGCAAGUCGCACAAGCUAGUUGGUGAUGGAGCCAAAAGUGAGUCCAGGUAGUCCAGCUCCAGAGGUCAGACUCUGCCUUCCCCACCACUAGGGGGGUUGGCGGAGGGGAUGGGGACAGACCCUGAAAAGGGCGAGUUGACAAGACUUCACAGCUCCCUGAACACGGCACAGAGAGAGAAGGAGCCGUUAAAGGUGAAAGGUGUGCAUGUGAACCGCUGAGCCUGCUAAGCCAGGAGCCCCAUUGUAUGAUCUGUGUGCGCGGCCAGGGGAGCUGUUUGAAGCUCAAAGCCUACCACACACACCCCCACCCCACCCCCGGGCUGUGUGAGCGGGGCCACCUCAGUCCUCUUGCGGCUAUUCUGGGCUGCUGUCUGAUCUCCCUCUCUUCCCCAGCCCCUACUUCAGCCCUUCUGCUGGGAGUAGCCGGGUGGGGAAAGGCCAGGCCAGUUACAUAAGCCCAUGGCUGGGACCCCGGAGGCCAGGCUGGAGAGCAGGUGCUUAGCCCCUCCCUCACCACCAACAGUGAAAAUCUCCCUCUGGAGCCCAGCCUCCGGGCGGCCCAGCAUGGAGGCAGCCACAGCUCCCGAGGUGGCCUCCUCAGGAUCCACACUGAAGGUGAAAGAAACGAGCUCAGCGGAUGCAGAAGGACCCCCAGCUUCACCUCGACAGGAAGCCGGCAGCCCCAUUCCCCAGCUCCUGUCCCCUAUAGAAGAGCACCCCAAGAUCUGGCUACCUCGCGCCCUGAGGCAGACCUAUAUCCGGAAGGUCGGAGACACCGUGAACCUACUAAUCCCAUUCCAGGGCAAACCCAAACCUCAAGCCACCUGGACACAUGAUGGCUGUGCCUUGGAUGCCGGCCGUGUGAGUGUGCGCAAUGGGGAGCGGGACUCCAUCCUCUUCAUCCGAGAAGCCCAACGUGCUGACUCAGGUCGCUACCAGCUCAGCGUGCGGCUGGGCGAGCUGGAGGCCACUGCCACCAUUGACAUCCUGGUGAUCGAGAGGCCAGGCCCUCCUCAGAGUAUCAAGUUGGUGGAUGUUUGGGGCUCCAAUGCUACUCUGGAGUGGACACCUCCCCAAGACACAGGCAACACGGCACUCCUCGGAUACACCGUGCAGAAGGCUGACACAAAAUCUGGGCUGUGGUUCACGGUGUUGGAACGUUAUCACCGCACCAGCUUCACAGUCUCCAACCUCAUCGUGGGCAACUCCUAUGCAUUUCGAGUCUUUGCUGAGAACCAGUGCGGGCUCAGUGAGACAGCCCCCAUCACUGCUGACCUUGCCCACAUCCAGAAAGCAGCUACCCUUCGCAAGACUGGGGGGUUUGCACAGCGAGAUUUCUCUGAAGCCCCAAAGUUCACCCAGCCUCUGGCAGACUGCACCACGGUCAUGGGCUAUGACACCCAGCUCUUCUGCUGCGUCCGCGCCUCUCCCAAGCCAAAGAUCAUCUGGCUGAAGAACAAGAUGGAUAUCCAAGGCAACCCCAAGUACCGAGCCCUCACUCACCUGGGAAUCUGCUCUCUCGAAAUCCGCAAGCCUGGUCCCUUUGAUGGGGGUAUCUACACCUGCAAGGCAGUUAACCCCCUGGGGGAGGCAUCUGUGGACUGUCGGGUGGAUGUGAGAGGUAAGGGCAGAACUCAUACCCUCUCUCCACAGCUGGAAAAUUCAGGGGCAGAGCCACAAGCCUGCAUGGAGAAGGGCUUGGUUGGCUUCCCCUUCACGUGCUCUCAGCACUGGGCACCGUCAUCAUCAGGAUGUAUUUGAAGGGCCGUUUUUAUUAUCCAAUAUCUUAUUUCUCUCCAGCACAAUUCUGUAAUAUAGAAAGAAUGGCUAUUUCCAUUCUGCAAAGGAGAAACCUGAAGCACAAGGUGGUGAUCAGCUCCCUCCAAGAUUCCCAGUAUUGGCUAAGUGAGGAGUCGGCACUGUGGUGGAAAGAGCCCAAGACUUUCCUUACUCAGACCGUUUUUCUUUUAUACAGUCUUUGGCCCAGUCCAGGAAGCAGAGAGAGAGAGAAUCCCAAGCAGGCUCCAGGCUCAGCACAAAGCCCCUUGUGGGGCUUGAUCUCAGGAUCAUGAGAUCAUGACCUGAACCCAAAUCAAGAAUCAGACACUUAACCAGCUGAGCUGCCCAGGCACCGCCCCCCGCCCCAUACCUCUUUUAAAGUAUUCAUUCAUUUAUCUCUGCCUGUCACCUUGUUCAGAUCUCCAUCACUGCAUUUAACAUAUUAUUAUAUAAGUGCCUAUUUACUGGUUUCUCAUUUAAUCCAUGAGCACUGUGAGGGCAGGUACAGCCUGAUUCACACUUGUCCCCCCGGUGAUGAGCCCAGUUUCUGACACAGUGGGCACUCUCUAAGUGUGCAUAGCAUGAAUCAGGAAUGAAUGGGCCAUUACGUGCCCUAUUCUUCCCCAUGUGUAGACUCCUAAUUACAUAAUGGACUCUCAAAAAACAUGAGAAGUAUAUCCCUUCCCAAUGCUCCACAAGAAGGUUUCCCAGAAAUUUAGGGGCGCCUGGGUGGCUCAGUCGGCUAAGCGUCCGACUUCAGCUCAGGUCACGAUCUCGCAAUUUGUGGGUUCGAGCCCCGCGUCGGGCUCUGUGCUG
Messenger RNA from Prionailurus viverrinus (fishing cat), 3839 nucleotides. RefSeq names its product myosin binding protein H like (gene MYBPHL). The record is from RefSeq and is a predicted model, not a curated record. Gene Ontology annotation, molecular function: protein binding. Lineage: Eukaryota; Metazoa; Chordata; Mammalia; Carnivora; Felidae. The coding region runs from base 1704 to 3005 and encodes 433 amino acids. The transcript has 8 exons.